AUGCUGAAGAUAUUUUCAGUUCUUGCUGUCCUCGCAGGCCACGUUGGCAGCGUUGUGGUGACCGUCCCCGAGCAGGCAGUGAAUGUCACCACAGGUGGAAACGUCACCCUCCUGUGCACGUACACGAGUUCUGCACCGCUGGGAAAUUUCUUCAUUCAGUGGAGCUUCUACAGUGCCAAAGAGAGCCAGCUGCACACCCAUUCCCCGUGUCACGGUAUUCUGAGUAUGGAUGAAAAGUCAGUCAGUCAAUGUCAAAAGAUGGUGUAUGUGACAGAUGCACGGGGAAGAUGUAGCUGGAGAUAGAAGAUCUAUUAUUAUUCAGGAGGCCAGUCUUACUCCUAUGGAGCAUUUAAGAACAGGAUAACAGCUGCAACAAGUCCAGGGAAUGCAUCAAUAACAAUUUCCAACAUGCAGCCCUCAGACACCGGUUCCUACACCUGUGAAGUUUUCAGCCCUCAGGGCGAUGCUGGACAGAGUCAGAAAUCCGUGAUUGUCAGUGUGCUGGUCAAACCAUCAACACCUUUCUGCAAAAUAGAAGGAACACCUGAAAAAGGGCAUCUAAUCUACCUCCUAUGCAGAUGUGAAGAGGGAUUGCCUCAUCCCACCUACCGCUGGUACAGAGUCGAGGAGAACACCCUCAAGCCUGCCACUGAACAAUUUAAUCCAAACACCGGCAUUCUUUACAUUGGCAAUCUCACCGCCUUUGAAACUGGCUAUUACCGCUGCGUAGCCAGCAACGUGCUGGGGAACAGCACCUGUGAGCUCGACCUGACAGCAAAACAUUCAGACAGUGGUAUUGUUGCUGGAGCAUUAAUUGGAGCGAUCCUGGCAGCUGCUGUCAUUUGCAUUAUCGUCUGGGUCUUAACCAAGAAGGCAAAAAAUAGGAAGUCACCAAAUAAUGAGAUGCAAGAAAUGGCUCAGAAACAAUCCAAUGCAGACUAUGUUCAGGUACCUAAUGAAGAAAACAUUCCUGCGACCACAGUUCCCUCCAGCAAUGCAACAAUGGAAUACCCGAGCGUGGAUGAACCAACAGCCCCUGGAACACCUGAAAACAAGGAGAAGCAAGAAGCAGACAAAGAAGAAACAGCCUAGAGUUUUAAGUUUUCCUUGUCAGCUUUGGACCCCUUUAUACAAAAAUUGUUGUCAUUGAAUUAACAUAGAGGCUUGACUAAAACUUAAAUGGGCAUUUGCAUUGUGAACCACUGGGCUGGAGAUUGAAAAGGGUCUGUUACAUGUGAAUAGCAGAAGAUUUGGCCUUUAAAGUUAGCCAAAUUUCUUUUAUUAUCUAGUUAUAACUGUACAAAAAUGUAAGUAUAAAAAGACUAUCAUCCAUGUUUAUCCAACCUAUUUUGCAAAACUAAUUAGGAAAUUGUCAAAGUAAGAGCUUUCCAGUCA
This is a messenger RNA of Myiozetetes cayanensis, 1395 nucleotides long. RefSeq names its product V-set and immunoglobulin domain containing 1 (gene VSIG1). Gene Ontology annotation, cellular component: plasma membrane. The transcript has 8 exons. Lineage: Eukaryota; Metazoa; Chordata; Aves; Passeriformes; Tyrannidae. Gene Ontology annotation, biological process: maintenance of gastrointestinal epithelium; epithelial cell morphogenesis. The record is from RefSeq and is a predicted model, not a curated record.